This is a messenger RNA of Scatophagus argus, 3788 nucleotides long. It is a transcript of the gene slc29a4a, whose product is annotated as solute carrier family 29 member 4a. The coding region runs from base 430 to 2079 and encodes 549 amino acids. Gene Ontology annotation, biological process: nucleoside transmembrane transport. The record is from RefSeq and is a predicted model, not a curated record. NCBI's taxonomy places the organism in Eukaryota, Metazoa, Chordata, Actinopteri, Scatophagidae. Gene Ontology annotation, molecular function: nucleoside transmembrane transporter activity; monoamine transmembrane transporter activity. The transcript is spliced from 12 exons. Gene Ontology annotation, cellular component: plasma membrane.
CCCCUCCCUCCCCGCCGCCCCGUUCUCGCUCUCCUCAUCCAUCCAUCCACGCUCGCUCUCCUACGCUGCUGACUGGAUGGAUGGUGCGUUAGGAGCGCACACAGGAUUGUACCGGGGGCUUCCCUUCUGUCUGGUGGAGACGGGCUGAGGAGGAGAGACCAGAAACCACUCCGAGGACCGUGCAGGACGGACUCCAGUCCGGAGAAACGGACGCGAGACUGGGGGGGAGCGAGAGGGGAGACGCGGGAGGUAAAGGGGCCAUUAGCGUUCCCUGUUGGCUGGAGUUAAUGAAAGCAGAUCCUCCAUCAUCUGAAGGCCUCCUUCCUCUCUUCCAGUGGGUGUCGUAGUGAGUGAGUGUGUAGCUUGUGCCCAGACGAGUCUUUAGUGUGUGUGUGUGUGUUUGCGUGUGUGUAUACUUCAAUUGCAGAGAUGGGCUCAGUGGGAGCGGAGCGCCGCAGGCCCACGCCGGUCCAGACGCCCGAGGAGAGGGAUGUGUGGAGGGAGGGAGGAAGAGCUGGAUGGAGGGAUGGGGGGAGGGAGGGCUGGAGAGAGGGAAGAGAGGGUGGCGUGGUGCAGAGCUACAGCUUCGACUCGUACCAGCUGGAGGAGGAGGAGAUCAGUAAAGAUGCCCCGGAGCGAGGAGUGCUGGCUCUGUCCGAGCCCGACUUUGAGGAGCCGAUCCCUGACGACCGUUACCAUGGCAUCUACUUUGCAAUGUUGUUGGCUGGAGUGGGCUUCCUGCUUCCCUACAACAGUUUCAUUACUGAUGUGGACUACCUGCACCACAAGUUUAAAGGGACGUCCAUCGUGUUUGACAUGAGUCUGACGUAUAUCCUGGUGGCUCUGUUGGCCGUCAUCCUCAACAACGUUCUGGUGGAGAGACUCAGCAUGCACACCAGAAUCACUGUGGGUUACGUCUUAGCACUCGGACCGCUGGUCUUUGUCAGUGUGUUUGAUGUGUUGCUGGCAAGUUUCACCACCAAGCAGGCUUACAUCGUCAACCUUGUGUCAGUGGCAGUGGUGGCCUUCGGAUGUACAGUGCAGCAGUCCAGUUUCUAUGGUUACAUGGGGAUGCUGCCGAAGAGGUACACACAAGGGGUGAUGACUGGAGAGAGUACAGCAGGGGUGAUCAUCUCCCUGUCGCGCAUCUUCACCAAGCUGCUGAUCGAAGACGAGAGGAGGAACACUCUCAUCUUCUUCCUCAUCUCCAUCAGCAUGGAGAUGCUGUGUUUCCUGCUUCACCUGGUCGUCCGCCGCUCCAGAUUCGUGCGUUACUACACCAGCCACACCCAGGGAAAAGGUCCGGGUAAAUGCCAAGACCCGCGUGACAACGGGACUGGAUACCGAGUUCACCAUGAUGUCACCGCAGAGGAAGUAAGAUUUGGAAAUGGUGGGACCGGGCCGUCCUCUACAGAUGAAGGCCCUGAGGAAAUGGCGAGCGGGAUGUAUGUACGAUUUGAUGCCCCAAAAGCCAAGAUAAGGAAGAGCUGGCCCGGUGUCCGCGACAUGAUCUUGCAUCGUUACGUGGUGUCCCGUGUCAUCUGGGCCUACAUGCUGUCUAUAGCAGUGACCUACAGCAUCACUCUGUGUCUGUUCCCCGGCCUGGAGUCAGAGAUACGAAACUCCACCUUAGGGGAAUGGCUCCCUAUCCUCAUCAUGGCCACAUUCAACAUGUCAGACUUUGUUGGCAAGAUCUUGGCUGCGCUGCCGUACGACUGGUCUGGAGGCCGACUACUCUUCUUCUCCUGCCUGAGGGUGAUCUUCAUCCCUCUGUUCGUCAUGUGCGUGUAUCCAGCCAGCAACCCCACCCUGUCCCACCCCGCCUGGCCUUGUCUCUUCUCCCUCCUCAUGGGAGUCACCAACGGGUACUUUGGGUCUGUGCCGAUGAUCCAGGCAGCUGGCAAAGUGCCUCCCGAACAGAGGGAGCUGGCAGGGAACACCAUGACCGUCUCCUACAUGACGGGUUUGAUGGUGGGCUCGACUGUGGCGUACGCAGCUUACAGCUUCACUGCACCGGGAUCAGGAACACAGUUUUCCACAGUCAACAUGCACACACCAGCCAACGGCACUGGGUAUUGAAUGUCCACACACAAGCAAACACAGAUAUAAACACACAUACAUGCACACACACACUUACAGCCAUUCACACACAUGAGAUCCUGGCCAGGAGAACCUGCACAGACUGAUGGACACAAGUCCAGCUGCAGAGGACGGGAAGACAUCUGGAAAGAACGCUUUAAAGCUUCAAGUUUUACUAUGAGAGACUGAUUCACGCUUCAGUUUGGUUCAGUGGAUAAAGGCAGUGGAAUAAGGGGGAAAAAAGGAUUUAGUAGUGGAGGAAAUGAUGUUAAACAGCAAAUACGUAGCAGAUUUCUCCACUGUCUCAAUCUCCGACCUGGCUGUCCAGUGACCUUCAGAUAUCUCGGCUCUGCUGUGAUGACCUUUUCCCUGGAGGUGAAGAACGGCAGCUCAGCGGGCAAACACAAGCCCUUUGAGUGUCUCACAGUGAAAUUAUCGUCAGCAUGUGUGUGCGAACAGAUGGGCUGGCAUUUGUACAGUGUAAUGUCAAGUGAUACUUCGCUGCAGGAGACGAAGGAGCCCUGGUGUCAUGGGUCACAUAUGUCCCAAUUCAUGAUUUAUCAGAACUGUGAUAUUCAGAAUAGAGAGAUGACGUCAGUGUGGAUUUUUCUGGACCAGCUGUUUCUUCGUUGUAGUCUCCUGUGAUGAAAAUAAGAUGAUGGAGAUUUUUGGACAGUAAGGUCCAACCACAAUGGUUUGAUUCAGGUAAAAUUAUUGAAAUGUGCAACAUUUAGCCUGCAUCAAAUGUAACCUAACGUGAUCUCCAUUCCAUUCACAGUAAAAUGGAAGCUAGAACUUGUUUAGCUCCUGUAAUGUGAUAUGAUUGCCAGUAUAAUGGAAGCCUGGGUAUAAUUAUGAGAAGAAUUUAAAGAAUUAGAAUUGCAACCUCUGACUACAAAUAUUGUUCUGCAAGCUGCUACAGACAGUUAAGUGUGGUUUAACACGAUGACCAAAUCACAUUUGAUUGGAUAAACAGGUGUAAUUGAAAAGAGGAAACCUGAUUUACAAAAGCUGAAAAUGAAAAGAAGUCAAGGGUCAACACGACAACACAAAAUUAGUAGUUCAAAAAUUUAUUUAUUUAUUUAUUUUAUUUUACUGUGCCUUAAAAGGAAUUACAUUCUUCCAUUAAUGACAUAACACACAUCAUGCAAGAGAAAAUCAAAAAUUAUAUAAUUGUUAUUGCAAUUUCAGAAAUCCAUCCUUUUUAGAGACAGCAGACACAUUAACCACACUUUUCCAUCUCCAUCUUGCUUGUCUAAUCUGAAUUGGAAAAUUUCAGUUGUACUCUUACCAGUUAGGUAACCCUUAUAUUGAACUAAAGAGACGUUAAACCUUUAUGAAGUUAUGGAUUCUCUGCAUUAGCAGCUGCUGCCCCCUGUUGUAUUCAGAUAUUGUAGCGCAAAAAAGAAGACAAGAAUAAGCAGGUUUCUUUUUCACAUCACUUCUCACACACUGGUAAGAGAAUGUUGGUGUGAAUUCACCAGAUGAGGUAAGCUGGUAAUGUCUGUGUCUUGCAGUUGUUUUUUUAUGGUUUGUAUUCCCUCUGUGUCCCCCUGAACAGUGUCUGUAACAUCUAUGUAAUGAUGUGGGACAUCAUGGAGAAACAAAUUAGUGCCAAAAAGUCUGAUCAGUGUUAGUAGCUGAGAAAAUAAUGAAUGUAAUUAAAAAUGUAACAGGAUGGAGGUUGUAAAUACACAGAGUGAAAUGCA